Lodderomyces beijingensis is the source of this 594-nucleotide messenger RNA. NCBI's taxonomy places the organism in Eukaryota, Fungi, Ascomycota, Pichiomycetes, Serinales, Debaryomycetaceae. The record is from the annotation of a GenBank genome assembly.
AUGGCCACACUACGAGAGUCUUCCAUAUUGCAAUCAGAUCCAGACUCCGAUUCAGAUGGUUCAGACGAGCUGCGCUCGUCGUCAUCCUUGAACGAGUCGCUGGAUGCGCAACACAUUGCAGAUGACGCCAAAACCGAGGCCAAGGUACCCUUAUCGACGUCGAUGAUGUUGGAGAAACUACCCCCUGAACACCAGCGACUACUAGAUAGGACUCUCCGUUCUAGAAACGAAGAUACCAACGAAAAGAGCAAUGCGUCAUGGGACAAGGGGCACUCGCACCUCGACUCCGCUGCUGUUGCUGCUACACGACCGGUUCAAGAAAUUCAAGAAAUCACCAAGAUCAGUAUACGACUCCAGCCGAUUGGGUCAACGAGGGCGAUAUUGCCCAAGGUGUUUAAAAUCUUGUCGACGCAGUCCGUAUCCACGGUCAAUAGGUUCUUGUGCCGGAAAUUAAGGUCAAAGGAGCCGUUUCAUUUGUAUAUACACAACUCGUUUCUGCCGCUUCCUGACGAGAAGGUGGGCGACUUGUAUAACAUGUUCAAGACCAACAACGAGCUCAUCAUCAGCUACUGCAACACUCUAGCGUUCGGGUGA